Messenger RNA from Ictidomys tridecemlineatus (thirteen-lined ground squirrel), 4031 nucleotides. RefSeq names its product forkhead box N4 (gene Foxn4). Gene Ontology annotation, biological process: regulation of transcription by RNA polymerase II. NCBI's taxonomy places the organism in Eukaryota, Metazoa, Chordata, Mammalia, Rodentia, Sciuridae. Gene Ontology annotation, cellular component: nucleus. Gene Ontology annotation, molecular function: cis-regulatory region sequence-specific DNA binding; DNA-binding transcription factor activity, RNA polymerase II-specific. The record is from RefSeq and is a predicted model, not a curated record.
GAAGCGGUGUCCAUGGCAACUCUGAUCGUGGCCCCAAAACACAAGGGAAGGAGGGGAGCCGGGGAGGGCGCGAGCCGGAGGCCCCGCAGAUGAGGGACGGGCCACCGGGUGCCCCAGGAAACCGCGGCUGUGCUGCCACCUGGCCCCGCCCGCCGCACCCUGGGCCCCGACACGGGGCCUUGGAGACUUGGAGCCGAGAGUGGGGGCUGUGAGCUCCUUGGGCACAAAGGAGGCCGCCCCUGGCCGUGUGGGUGCCACACACGGUGGCGUCUGGUCAGGGCUGAGUGCCACCGUGUCACAGUGCAGAAAAAUGCCAUCCUGACGCCUGGUGCUCAGUGAGCCUCGAGGACAGGGUUGCGGGGUCACCAGGGAGCCACGUUCCCAGCUGGGGGGCCCGCCUGGCACUGGGGGGGCCUCUUCCCCCCGGGAAAGCCAGGUGGAGGGGUGGCGGGCAGGUCCCAGCCCCACCAGGUCCUGUGGAACCUGGAGCGAGUGGCUCAGUGCUCCCACUCCGUGUCCCCAUGUGUCACGUGGGACCACAGCCUGAGUGUCCCUUGUCCAAAACAUUUGGGACCAGAGUGUUUCAGAUUCUGGAUUUUUUUUUAUUUUUGGAAUGUGAGCCUCCACACGAUGAGGUUCUUGUGGGGGGACCCCAGUCACACACGGGUCACGGUGACCUUCCUCGAUGCCAUAGAGCACCUGCCUUUGACCCCACCAGUGAACUGAGGGCUGGAGUUUUGCAUCCGCGUGUCCCAAAGGUGCCCCGCAGGACUCUGGACUCUCAGAAUUCCAGUUGGUGUCUUGGGGACACCCAGCUGGUCUUAAUAAUGACCCGCCCUGGGCAACACAGGGUUUCACACCCAGGGAGGGACCAAAUUGCCCCCCCCCCAUGUCACUCCUCGGGGACUAGGUGCUGGCAGGGGUCCGGCGGGCGGAGGGAGCAGGGACAGCAAUGUGGCUUCCAGACAGGGUCCUGGGCUGGGGUCCCAUGCCAGCCCCAAGGACGCACAGGCUGCACGGGAGUGGCUUGGGGACGGGGGCUGAGGGGCCUCCCGAGGUGGAGAAGCCCCAGGCACUGGCCACGGCUCCCCUCCCGCCCAAGCUCCCCUCCUCCCACAGGCUCCUGCCUUCUGCCAAUGACGAGGACCUCCCAGGGGACCUGCAGUCACUCUCGUGGCUCACGGCUGUGGACGUGCCUCGGCUGCAGCAGAUGGCGAGUGGCCGCAUGGACCUGGGUGGCCCCAGUGUGCCACAUCCACACCCAGGAGCCUUGGCUGGGGCAGCCGACCUGCACGUGGGAGCCACCCCAGGCCCCCUGCUCCACGGCCCACCGGGCAUGGCGCCCCGAGGCAUGCUGGGCCUGGGCCCCCUGUCCAGCCACGGAGCCAGUCAGAUGAGCCAGUUCCCCGUGGGGGGCCAGCCACCCUCUGGCCUGCAGGACCCCUCGCAGCUGUACUCACCGGGGACCCAGCCACAGUUCCCGCUCCCCCCGGGAGCCCAGCAGUGCCUUCCUGUGGGCCUCUACGGCCCCCCGUUGGGGGCACGGCCCUCGUACCCCCAGGCCCACAUGGCAGUGCAUGCACCGCAGGAGCAGCUGCACCCCAAGCACUACCCCAAGCCCAUCUACUCCUACAGCUGUCUGAUCGCCAUGGCCCUCAAGAACAGCAAGACGGGCAGCCUGCCGGUGAGCGAGAUCUACAGCUUCAUGAAGGAGCACUUCCCCUACUUCAAGACGGCUCCGGACGGCUGGAAGAACUCGGUGCGGCACAACCUGUCCCUGAACAAGUGCUUCGAGAAGGUGGAGAACAAGAUGAGCGGCUCCUCCCGCAAGGGCUGCCUGUGGGCGCUGAACCUGGCCCGCAUCGACAAGAUGGAGGAGGAGAUGCACAAGUGGAAGAGGAAAGACCUCGCCGCCAUCCACCGGAGCAUGGCCAACCCCGAGGAGCUGGACAAGCUGAUCUCAGACCGGCCGGAGAGCUGCCGGCGACCCGGCAGAGCGGGGGAGCCCGAGACCCCCGUGCUGACUCACGCUACCUCGGUGGCCGUGGCCCACAGCUGCCUGGCCAUCUCCCAGCUCCCCCCGCAGCCCCUGAUGACCCUGUCCCUGCAGGCCGUCCCCCUGCACCACCAGGUCCAGCCCCAGGCCCACCUGGCCCCCGACUCCCCGGCUCCGGCCCAGACCCCGCCCUUGCACGCCCUGCCCGACCCCAGCCCCGGCCCCCUCCCGCAGCCCGCCAUGGGCAGGACCCCCGUGGACUUCGUCAACAUCAGCACCGACAUGAACCCCGAGGUGGAUGCCCUGGACCCCAGCAUCAUGGACUUUGCCCUGCAGGGGAACCUGUGGGACGAGAUGAAGGACGAGGGCUUCAGCCUGGACGCUCUGGGGGCUUUUGCUGACUCCCCGCUCGGCUGUGACCUGGGGGCCUCCGGCCUGACCCCUGUCUCUGGUGGCAACGACCAGUCCUUCCCUGACGUGCAGGUGACGGGUCUCUACACCGCGUACGCCACCCCGGACAGUGUGGCCUCGGCGACGGCCGCCUCCCAGUACCUGGGUGGCCCAGGGCACAAGCCCAUAGCUCUGCCCUGAGCCGGCCGACGGCCUCAGUGGCCCCCCAGCCCCCAGCAGCUGGCUUGGGCAGGGGACCAUGUGGACUGGGGUGUCCCAGAGACAGGCCCCUCGCCUCCCACCGGCCCCUCCAGAGCUUCCCACCAGGUGGCUGGCCGGGAGGGGAACCCGUUCCUGCCACUGGAAGUCCCUGCGGCCAAGGACAGUGGACACGCAGCCUGGCCUCCCCUGCUCCUCGGGGGCCUGGACCCCCAGGCCUGGCCUCGUUGAACACUCUCCUGGGGAGGGCCCCCCGGUGACCGGCAGCCUGCUUUGGGACCCACCAGUGCACCAGGGCCACACUCAGGCCCUCCACCUGCUGUGGUCACAAGAAGGCCGAGCAGCCCAGAGCCUCAGCCUGGGGAGGCCAGAGGCCAGGAGGGGCCUGGGAGCUCAGAACAUCUCUGGGAUGAAGCAGCCUGGACUCUGGGGGGCCGCAGCCCACUUCCCCCGGAGCAGGCCACCACUCCACAGACAGCCUGGGCCCUGAGUAGGUUUAUUUAUAUUUAUUGUGGCCUCCUCCACCCCAGCAAACCCAGCCCCAGGCCUCCGGGAUGAGACUCCUCCAUCCCUCCCGGGUCCCCGGCCCCCCCAGCCUCUAAAUGACCAGCGAGUCACAUCUAACUGGCUUGUCCUCCUCGGCAGCCGCGGGCUUCUUUUUAGGACAAACAAGCACUUUUGAUCGUGUGAGGCAUCCUGGUUUGAACCGUAGGGACACUGAUAUUCUCACUGUCAUGAACCUCUUCCUGUGGGCACCUGAGAGGAGAGGUGCCAUGGUUUGGGGGCCUGGGGACUUUUUAGGGACCCAUGGAGCUGCGAUGGGCGGAUGGAGCAGGGAGCUCUGUGCCCGGGGCUAAGACCCCCAUUGGAGAGACAGAUAGCUGUCCCCGGGGGGAAGUGUGGCCCGGGCAGCCAGCGCCACCCAGAGCACGAAUCGUCACCCACUUGCCCAGUUCUUUGUCCCCCGGGCAUUUCUUUUCCUCAUUGUCAACGACUGAUUCUCCACGUGGCAGGCUCUGUGGGCAGCAGGGUUAGCAGGGGUUUGGGGACAGCUCUGCCAACUGCGGCCGAAACUGGGGCAGCAGCAGGGACCCCCCCCUCCACCCUCGGUGUUUAGAGGCCACAUCCUCGAGCCCCCAAGCCCUAGGGCCAGAACGUUCUGACUCGCCAGCCGUCCCGGGCUUUGCCAGUCACUCCUGUCUUAAGGGCCGCUGUAAGUCCUCUCUAGUUCUGGAACUUUCUGCCAAGCCUCGCCAGCUUGAGGCAGCCCAGCGCCGCCCCCCUGACCGGCCCACUCAGCUGCCGCGUGCGUCCCUAAGUUGAGAUGUUUCAACUGUCACUGGUGAAGACCCGGGUGGGGGCAGCGCGGGGACUCUGUAGCGAUGGUGUCGAGGACCUGUCUUCUGUCAAUAAAGGCUGAACGGCA